Messenger RNA from Trematomus bernacchii (emerald rockcod), 3727 nucleotides. RefSeq names its product SH3-domain binding protein 1 (gene sh3bp1). Gene Ontology annotation, molecular function: GTPase activator activity; protein binding. The record is from RefSeq and is a predicted model, not a curated record. Gene Ontology annotation, cellular component: cytoplasm; intracellular anatomical structure; cytosol. NCBI's taxonomy places the organism in Eukaryota, Metazoa, Chordata, Actinopteri, Perciformes, Nototheniidae. Gene Ontology annotation, biological process: positive regulation of GTPase activity; signal transduction; regulation of Rac protein signal transduction.
AAAAAACAGAGACCCUCGUGUGGAUUUACCUCGUGUAUCUGCAGAGACGUUAUAACUCGGACUGUGAGUGUUUCAGGAUUUACAGUGCAACUUCCUCAUUCAGCGCCUUGUGUUCGAUGAGACUGAGGCACACACUCCUGAAACAAGAACGAAAACUGACGGCUGAAACACGACACACACACACACAGAUAAAGACAGUCCGGUGUUCAGCUUCUCUCCCCGAUGAAGUGACCGAGCUGUGGGAGUUUGGAGUGAGAUAUCUGGAGCAUCAGGACUGAAGGUCGGGGAGAAAAACUGCAAACAUGCUGCGGCAGUCUCUGAACAUCCUGAUGCAGUUUGGCUCGGCUGCAAAGUCACAUGAUGCCACUGAACUCCUGCACGAGGACCUGGUUAUGGUGGAGCAGCGUGUGGAGCCGGCUAAGAAGGCGGCUCAGGUUCUGCACAAGAAGCUGCAGGGCUGCAUGCACAGCCACACUGGGCUGGACGCUGAGAAACGGAUGAAGAAGCUUCCUCUGAUGAUGCUCUCUAUCAGCAUGGCGGAGAGCCUCAAGGACUUUGAUGCAGAGUCCUCCAUCAGGAAGGUGCUGGAGAUGUGCUGCUUCAUGGAGAAGAUGCUGGCCAGCAUGCUCGCAGACUUUGAGAUGAAGGUGGAGAAAGAUGUUCUGGAGCCGCUGAACAAGCUCAGCGAGGAUGAUUUACCAGAGAUUCUCAAGAACAAGAAGCAGUUUGCAAAGCUCACUACAGACUGGAACUGCGCCAGAACCAAGAGCCAGGCCAGCACGGGUCCUCAGGCAAAGCAGGACGGGCUGAGGGAGGAAGUGGAAGAAGCCUGGAGGAGGUUAGAGAGCAUCAAGGAUCAGUACUCUGCAGAUCUGUAUCACUUUGCAACCAAAGAAGACGACUACGCUAACUACUUCAUCCGCCUUCUGGAGCUGCAGGCCGAGUAUCACAAACACUCCCACGAGUUCCUGGACAAAAACAUCAGCGAGCUCAAAGAGAACCACAGUCAAAAAGGGUCACAGCUGAGCCUCUCCAAUCAGAAGGUGUACGGCGAGCCUCUUCUCUCUCAUCUGUCUGAGAGCAACAGAGAAAUCGCUGUUCCCAUCGAGGAGUGUAUCCACAUGUUGCUGAGAACAGGCAUGACUGAGGAGGGUCUGUUUCGUCUGGCGGCGGCUGCCUCGGUGGUGAAGAGGCUGAAGAUGUGUUUGGACCAGGAAGCGGUCGACCACAGCGAGUUCAGCAUGGACCCUCACGCUGUGGCCGGAGCUCUGAAGGGUUACCUGCGAGAACUUCCCGAGCCUCUAAUGACCUCUGAACUCUACAACGACUGGUUUAAAGCGGCAGGGGAAAAAGACCUGCCAGAGAAACUGGAGCAGUUCAGAGUACUACUUAAACAACUGCCUCCUGAAAACUACAACAACCUCAGGUACCUGGUCCAGUUCUUGUCUCUGUUGUCCGAGCAGCAGGCCGUAAACAAAAUGUCUCCGAGUAACAUCGCCAUCGUCCUGGGGCCCAACCUGCUGUGGCCCAGAUCUGAAGGGGAAGCGGCUCUGUUUGACAUGGCCUCAGCUUCUUCGGUCCAAGUGGUGACGGUCAUCGAGCCUCUCAUCCAGUACAGCUCCAGCCUCUUCCCCGAAGCUCUAUCUUUUGAGAUCCCCGUCCUUCCCGAGGUGCCGGAUGUGUCCCAGGAAGUUCCAGAUUCCCAGUCUCCGAUCCCAGAAAAGGAGAAACUGAGCAGAACCGUCUCCUCCUCCUCAUCCACAGCCUCCUCCUGCUCCUCCUAUCACACGGCUCUCUCAAAGUCAAACAGCACAGCCUCUCAGGACAGUGGAGGCUUCUGCCUGGUGAAGUCUGGCUCUGUAAGUCGCAGCGGCACCUCCACGUGGGCGAGCCCUGUCAACGAAACACCGAACCAUCAAAACACAUCAUCCAGCAGCUCUUCCCCCCUCGAUCCCAGUCCCUCUUGCAGCUCCACGGCUCCUCCUAAAGCAACGGGAUCAGCUCCAAACCCGGGUCAGAGCCGCAGUCUCUCCCAGAAGCAGAGCGCCGAUCAGAACCAGCUGGAGCCGAUUCUGGAGGCUCCUCCAAACUCUCCAAGAGCUCUGGUCAAGAUCACCUUGCCAUACAAACCAAAGAGAUCUUUCAACGUGGUCAAAGCUAACGUGGGGAACGAGCCGUGUUCAGCCCAGUUCUCUAAACCCAAACCCCCGGCCCCCCCGAAGCUCCAGCCCCCCCCCCUCCGCACCUCUCCCCCGGACACAAAGACCCCACCCACGGCCCCGCCCUCACCGGCACCCCGAGGUGUGGAGGGCAACCUCAGAAAGCCUGCCCCCCCCAAAAAGCCUGGACUCAAAGCUCCAAAGUGCCCUCCUCCACUUCCUCCACCUUCACAGGCCAAAGAGGUUCCUUCUUGAGUUCAGUGAGAACAUGUUCACAUAUGCAGUAAGAACAUGUUCCCAUAUGCACUGGGAAAAACUGAAACGUUGACUUGAAUUAAAUGUAUUAUGUCAACAACUUUCACAUAAUGAGGUUAGUUGAAGGCAAUACUAUUAAGUUGCAUUUUCUAUUUAAACUUGAUAGCAUUGCUUUCUACUAAUCUAAUACAGAUAUGUGACAUUUGUUGACAUAAUACAUUUAAUUAAAGUCAAUGUUUUUCGUUUUUUUCCUUAUUCAGAUUGAUUUUCUUGUUGUAGUUUUUUAAAAAGGAUCUGAAAAUCUCUUAGUUACUAAAUAUUUUCAAUAUUUUCAAUCUUUGCCGUUCAAUAUAUUCAAGUUUUGCAGCUUAAAUCCCUUUUUCUGGCCUGUAAACCUCUCUGGAACCAGCUUUAUUUAUUUAUUCUUAAGCUACAGGUGUCCUAUCUUUCCCAGAAUGCACAGAAGUUCAAGCUUAAAGUAAUAGCUAUGUUGUUAAUAUGACAUCCAGCCGUCCAAAACCAAUGUUCGGUUGCUGUUUGUUGUGUUUUUAGGGAGUAUUUUUCUAUACAUUUACAAAAUAAAAGUAUCAUAUGAGUUUAAGUAUGGUAAAAACAUGUAUGAACCUUGAUGGAUUGAGGUUUAAUGUAAAUAACAAUGUUUUUACAACCACCUUUCCAGCCGUCAUUAAACACUGUAAAUAAAUGCAUAUCCAACCUAAUUAAAAACAUCUUUAUUGUCAUUAAUAUCAUCAUAAUAUAUCAUUGGUAUUGUCUGCAGCAUAUGGAUGUGAAUUGCACUAGGUACUGCUGCAGGUGCUCUUACUGUAGGUAAGGUAGGUAAUAUCUUUAUGUACAGUUGUAUAAAAGGACAUUUAAAUGACAAUACAGGAGUCAGACUUCAUGAUCAUUACAGGUGCAUGGGGUCUCUAUAUGAGCAUGUAAUUGGUCAUAAGCUUCAGUUGCAUCUAGUACAAGAAAUACUUUACAUAUUCCCUCAGUCCAUGUCGAUUUCUAAUCUGCUGAGGCCUGAGAAUCCACAUUUCCUUUCCCUUUGUGUGUCCUGGUAGUGUUUUCCUGAGUGAAAGGAGUCGACAGGAGAUUGAAAUGAGGCCCUAAGGUUGUAAAAAGAUUAAAUCCAUUUGUUUAAUCCUCACUUCCUCUCUCAUUAGUGACCAUGGAGAGGCUUUCCACCUUGUAGUGAUGCAGAGAAUCAAAUAAACCAGGGAAAUAUUUCAAAAGUGGAUACAAGUACUACAAUUGGCACGUAAGAUAUCGUCAAUUUUCAAGAUGGCCACCAAUAUUGGCUUGAUAAU